Messenger RNA from Sclerotinia trifoliorum, 1140 nucleotides. NCBI's taxonomy places the organism in Eukaryota, Fungi, Ascomycota, Leotiomycetes, Helotiales, Sclerotiniaceae. The record is from the annotation of a GenBank genome assembly.
AUUACUCAAUCUUAUCCAUCUUAGAGCGAGGCGCAAAGGUAACAAUCAUCAACCGCCGAAGGGGAGAGUUACAUUAUCAAAAACAGUCUCAAGGGUGAAUUUGAGUAUCAACAACGACUUCAGAAACCUUUAAUUUCCUGCCUCCAUGUACGGACCAUCGUAGACACCAUUCCAGACUUCAGUUGCUUGUCUAUCAUUUCCUCAAGGACAAUCUUCCUCAAUUCUGCCAGAGGGAUCUGCCCGUGGAUACUAGGAAGCGUCUUCUGAAAAGCGCUUUGGCUGGGUUGGCUGAACUGCAUGAUAAUCAAGUCCUUCAUGGAGGUAAGAAGCUUUAAUAUGAUGUCUGUCGUAAUACUAUAUGUUCUGGCGCAAAGAAAGAUCAUUAACGCGACUUCGCAAACAUCAAAAAAAUCCUUAUCGCAGCCUGGAUGAUUCAUUUAUUCUUCUUCCAGGUCAAGGCAUAAUGGGUGGCAGAUGUGGAAACCAAUUUUGGCGCAGCCCUGAAUCCUGGGGCAAAGGAAGACGAGGCGUGCUGUCAGAUAUCUUUUCAAUGGGUAUAGUUGCCAUCUACAUCAUGAAUAAGCAAAUGAUAUUCUACGAUGGUUCAAAAGAUGAAGAUUUUGUCGACGGCGAGGCCUGUGACCAAUUCUUAAGGAGACAUAUCUCAUAUUUCUGGGACGAAAAUGACUUUACAGCACUUUGGAGUAUAUUGGAGGAUAAUCCGUUUCAUGAUCGCCUCAUCGAUAUUUUCAAUAACACCAAGAAUCCAAGGCCACCUUUUCGAAAUUGGAUAAAGAUAGAUGCAGAACUUAGAGAUUUAGUUGUGAAGAUGGCGAGGUUAGAUCCAACGAGUAGGAUUGGUGCAAGAGAGGCUUCGGAACAUCCGUUUUUUGAUGGGAUCGGUGGAUAGCUACGAAGCGGGAGUGUCACUAAAUCGUAUCAUGAGCACCAGGAGGAGGAACACUGAUUCAACUUGUCGAUCAUCAUCAUUACUCGAGUCUGAUGGCUGUUGGUUCCGCAAAUCCUUAUGAUUUUAAGGAUUGGUAUAGAAAGAUCAGGAAGCAUAGAGCGAGAUAUCUUGUACUUUACAUUCUUCACUCCACUAGGAAUUUAUCUCCUUUUCCGUUCGUACAGUAUUUC